Epinephelus moara (kelp grouper) is the source of this 2153-nucleotide messenger RNA. Its product is annotated as cell division control protein 42 homolog. Gene Ontology annotation, biological process: small GTPase-mediated signal transduction; modification of synaptic structure. Bases 172 to 747 code for a protein of 191 amino acids. Lineage: Eukaryota; Metazoa; Chordata; Actinopteri; Perciformes; Serranidae. Gene Ontology annotation, cellular component: dendritic spine. The transcript has 6 exons. Gene Ontology annotation, molecular function: GTP binding; GTPase activity. The record is from RefSeq and is a predicted model, not a curated record.
AGCUUGACGGUCGUAGUGGAAGUCUGGACCUGGAGGCUCCGCUUCUCUCCGACUGUAGCAAGUUGCUGAUCGCUGGUGCCAACGCCCGGCGAUACAGACGGCUAACGUUAGCUAGCGGAGACACGGAGGGACAUUGCAGCUAACGUGCCAGCAGGAUCAGAAAGCACAGAGAUGCAGACUAUCAAAUGUGUGGUGGUGGGUGAUGGAGCAGUGGGAAAAACCUGCCUAUUGAUUUCAUACACCACCAACAAAUUCCCCUCUGAGUAUGUACCCACGGUUUUUGACAACUAUGCAGUAACUGUAAUGAUCGGGGGUGAACCAUACACCCUUGGGUUAUUUGACACAGCAGGUCAGGAGGACUACGACAGGUUACGACCACUAAGCUACCCCCAGACAGAUGUCUUCUUAGUGUGUUUCUCAGUUGUUUCACCUUCUUCAUUUGAGAAUGUUAAAGAAAAGUGGGUUCCUGAAAUAACUCACCACUGUCCCAAGACCCCGUUCCUCUUGGUAGGCACUCAGAUUGACCUGCGUGAUGACCCCUCCACAGUGGAGAAGCUAGCCAAGAACAAACAGAAGCCAAUCACCCCUGAGACGGCAGAAAAGCUGGCUCGAGACCUUAAGGCAGUCAAAUAUGUCGAGUGCUCAGCCCUAACACAGAAAGGAUUAAAGAAUGUGUUUGAUGAGGCAAUACUGGCUGCCCUGGAGCCUCCUGAACCUAAGAAAAGACGUAAAUGCGUUCUGCUCUAAGUUUCGUCGCAGCCUUCUCCACACCAGUUUCCAAAUCUAGGUUAGCAGUACUGAGAAGAGGUUUGUUGCACAAGCACAUUCCAGCGUGUGUUGAGAUAUUAUGAAAUGUUUGCAUUCUGACUGACUUUAACCUAAAUACAUAUUCAAUGUGUUGAACAUGACUUUACAAUUAACAUUUGAUGCUGUUUGAGAUGAUUCGAUGCCAUUGAAAAGGUCUCGCAUAAUGUGAACACAGAACUUUGAUCACAUUAUGAGUUCAUUUUACAGAAGUGCUAUUCCAGAAGAGAUGAUUAUGAAAUGGUAAUUUAAUAGAAUUCCUGUUUUAUUGAUUACUCUGUUAAACACAAACAAGCCGAUAAUGUUGGUUAGUGAGUUGCUUCACUUAUGUCGUAGUUUAUCCUACUUUUUUAUUUACUUUUCAAGUACUUCCCUUACAGUUGUUCGCUUAUACCAUAUGUUCAGCUCUCAUGUAUAAGACUGCAUGUGGUUGAAACUGAAUCGUCAUAGAACUCAUGUUAUUUUCCAGACAUUUAUAGAGCGACACACUUCUCAAAGGGUUAUAAAAGUUGGUGUAUUUUACUCCUUUUUUUUUUUUUUUACAUAAUUUCAUGUUCAAUGUCAACACAGCCUCCGGGCGGAUCUAAGAAAUAUUUGACGAAAUAUGACAUAUCUAGGCUAGGCUCGAUCGUACCUCUAGUUUGCCAAAACAUAACCUGAUAAAUUGACACGUGUCAAAGUAGAGAUCCGCAGGAGCUGACAAAGAAAUAGGAAAUGUAUGGAGUUUUAAAUUUAAUGUUAAUGCUCCAUCGGAAGUCACAGCCACUAUUAAUUAACAUGCAAGGAGCACAACCGUUUCCCAGUCAUUUAUUUUUUUGUGACAGAUGUGAGUUAACAAGAAGGUGAUGUGUGUCCUGAGUGCUUCUCAAAAGUUGCAGUAAGCCGAACUUUGGAGGAGCAAUUCCGCCUAUAACCCCAGGCUAAUGAACUAUUUUGUAAAACCGAACAUACUCGCUGCUGAAGUCAGAUAGUAACACGUUGUGACAGUUCUUAAAAAAUGCUAUACAUAGUCUGAAACCCUGUGAAGAUUUUUGAGUGACUGAACUAGCACUAUUUGCAUUUGUCUUUUGCUAUAACCAUGCCUGGAUGAUGGGCUUGAAUUUGAUCUGUAAAUAUAGUGAGUGUAACUCAUAACUUAUUGACUGAAUACAAUGUGUGGAUUACUUAUCCAGAGAUAUAGAGGAGCUGAGGCGACACUGAAAUCAAAACAACCAGGACGAUGUUGAGAGAAUGAGUUUCUUGGACUCUUUGGUUUUUAUUCAAAUUGACAUUAAAGUUGUACUGUAUCUUGCUUGUGAUAAAGCAUCACAAUAAACCAGUAUUAUGAAUAAACCUAACUUCAAAUACAA